AUGCCAGGAAGAAAAGUUUACGUUGUUGGAGUCGGCAUGACAAAGGUGAGUGAUGAGAUAAGUUUUGUCUGUAAAUCAGGACCAAUUUGAAGUUACGUAAACUGUCAUGAUCCAGCGGCCAUGAUGAGUCAGCUGGCGAUCAAGUGAACCAGAUUGAACCCUAUAGUACUUUACAGUGAAACUAUGUUUUCUAGUUUGAAAAGCCUGGCCGACGAGAAGAUUUUGAUUAUCCUGAUAUGGCUAAAGAAGCAGGUUUGUUAAUUUGUUCCUUUUUUUGUUAUUUUAUACACUAACUAAUUUAGCAUUGAAUUUGACGACCUUUAACAGCUUAUUUGUACUUCAGGGCGUAACACAUCGAUAAUUCCGAUACUCGAUCAAAAUCGAUAAACAUCGAUAAACAUCGAUACUAAUCAAUUGAUUAAUAUCGGAAAUCGAUAAAAAUCGAUUGCCAGAUUCUUUGUGAUUAUCGAUUUGAUCGAUUUCGUUCGAUUAGUAUCGAUUUCGUUCGAUUAGUAUCGAUUUCGAUCGAUAAUAUUGGGCAAGAAAAGGUACUGUUCACGCUUAUAGAACGAAGAAUAUACGUUAGCGAACUAACCUAAGACGUUCGUUAGCGAAACAACUACUAAGCAAAACAACCGGUUUCCCGCUAAAAGAUUCCAUUUUAAUGAAGUUUGUUUGAAAAAAUCUUUUAUUUGUCUCUCCUAACCUUUUUGACGCUGUGAAACACUGUAAGACAUGAACAUAUAUAUUCUUCUCGCGGGUAUCGAAACGAAGAAAUGAUUCACCUUAAAAAUUGACGUUAAUUACUAUCUACAUUGUAAUUCAUAUCUUUUAAAACAACAGUAAAACAACAACAGUAACAAAACAACAGUAACAGUAACAGUAACAGUAACUUCAUAUCAAACUGAUAAAAAUGCUGAGAAUGGCACAAACGCUGUUCAAAACAGGAUCUGAUAAAAUGCCGCGGGCACCCCACCCCCUCGCCCCAGUCUCCCCUAAUUUCUUAGCUAUCGCGCCUUGCUCUCACCGAUGCGUUUGACAAACACGCUGAAGCCGGCUAAAGGUGUUCUGUCGACUAUCCGUGACUGACUAUAUUUGCACAUUUUUCUAAUAUACUCAGCAGCAUACUGAAUGCAGAAUGAAUGGGCCGGUGAAUGCUGAAUGGGUCGGUGGGUCAAAGAAUUUAAUCUCAAACCGAAAAUGAUGGCUGCUGACAAAAUGCGUUUGCUGAGGUUUGCUAGUUUGACGCCUGAGAGUUGCCGUUGUUCGGCGUUGUUUAAUAGCCGGUGUUAAGGUAUGAAAGCGGAUGAAAGCGAUGGUUAAUCAGAGUUAAUACAGGGUGCACUAAGCCAGUCUUGCUUUGUAGUAAAUAUAUUCAACACUAUUGUUUUGAUCAAAUUGGCUUACUCGGGGCAGAUUAUAAGCGGUUGUUUUCUCGUGGAAUCUUCGAAAAUUUCACGAAAUCGAUAGAAAUCGAUACCCAAUGCUCAAACUUGUGUGAUUAUCGAUUUUGAUCGAUUAAUUUGCUUAAUCGAUUGAUUAUUAUCGAGUAAUAUCGAGUAGUAUCGAUUUAUCGAUUAGCUUUCCGAUGGUCGAUUUCGAUCGAUGUGUUACGCCCUGGUACUUUCAAUGAUACUUCAAUUUUUCUCCACUAGUCAUUAUUGUCAUUAUUGAUAAUAAUCGUAGCAAUAGAAUUCACACGUUUUCCUUGUUUAGGAAGUCAAGCCCUUAAAGAUGCAGGUUUGGACUACAGCAACAUAGAACAAGCUGUUGUUGGUUACUGUUAUGGUAAGAAUGUAUUAUAGGCUACCGUAUUCCAUUUAACAGCCACACCCCAUCCCCCUCCCAUAUGGAUGAAGUUAGUUGACUUUUUGCCUCCUAAGAAAAAAAAGAACAAAAGUAAACACAGUCCACCCUCCACCCCCCCUGAGAAAGUAGCCCAAUUUUUGUAUGUCCCAUUUCAGAGGGCCUGUUCAUACUGAUUAGCAAAUCCACAAUGGCUUUUCUAACGGGCCAAUCAUGGCGCAUACUCAAAUCCUGGUACAUAAAUGGCGGGAAAGAACAAGGAAUUUGGCUCUAUUUCCCAGACAUGCUUAACCAGAGUUAAAUUCGGUCUGUGACGUAGGCUAGUAACUUGCCGCCAGCAAUGAUUAUUUUUUUUAACAUAAAAUUAGUGUAUAAGAUUCUUCUCUUUUUUGAGGUAUUGCUCAAGUGAAGAAAUGGAAUCAUAUCAGGUUUUGAGUGGGCAGCUGCUUUCAGAAAUAACAUUCUGGCAUUUUUUAGGUGUCCUUUGUUUCCCUUAGAUACAUGCAUUUUUAAUGUUAAUAUCUUAUUUAUUUAUUUAUUUAUUUGUUGUAUGAAGGUGAUUCAACAUGUGGUCAGAGAGCUCUUUAUCAGCUUGGCCUUACUGGAAUUCCAAUUUACAAUGUAAGUUAAUGGUUGCUUAGUAUCAUUUAUGUGACAACUGCAUGUAUGAGUAAAAAAGUGAGAGAUAUGGUAAAGCGACUGAGUGAACCUCAAUGCAGUAUUUUCAGGCACGUUUAAUUUCCUAAGGCAUCUUUCUUUUACACAUAAUUGCCCUAAUUAGCCUACAUUUUUUAUGCUGUAGAAAAGGUCUUUUAUGCCGCAAAUUAAAAUACAGUCGACUCCUGGUAACUCGAACCCUCUAUAACUCGAACCUCCCGCUAACUCGAAGCAAUUUUCAUUUCCCUUCAGAUCGUUUUCUAUAUAAUUUUACCCUUGAUAACUCGAACUCCCGAUAACUCGAACUGUUUUCUAUUUCCCUUGAAGGUUCGAGUUAUCGGGAUUCGACUGUAUUACCAUUACAGCUUAAGCAACCCCACUAAUAUCUUGAUGUUUAACAGCUGGUGUGGUCAUUAAAAAAUAAUAAUAAAUAACAAAACAAAAGCAACAACAAAAGGCAAAAACAAAACUUAAAUAACUACUGAGUGGUUGGUGGGUGAUUUUUGACAUGUUUUUUCGGAAUUGAGCAGUAUCAGCAGAGAGGAUGUUCAAAGAUAUCUGGAGGUAGGGAGUUCUGCAACGGACGUAGUUGUCCUUAGACCUGUAGGCCUGGGCGUGACAAAUUUUUGGUUUGAUCAUUCUACCCCUUGUAAUAAAUUAUGUGUUGUUGGGGUGAGCUAAAUAAGCUUAAGAGCUUAAAGUGUUUGUGAGGUCAUUGUGUACUAGUCAUGCAUGCAAUUUUCAAGGCAGGAUAUAUGGAAAAGAAAGUCAGCCAAGCCUACAACUAGUCAAAAAACUGGCUAUGCCCCUCUACUGAACUAUGGUUCUAGGAUAAAAGGAGAGUCUUUGAUGUCUGCUUCUGUGGGUUGGUGAACACAGAUUGCCUGCCUGGGUUCGGUUGCAACUUAGUUAAGUCUGGAAAAAGUUUGCAUCCAAAAGUCUGUAAAAACCCUUAGUCAUUGCCAUCAUCUUUGAGCUCUUGUAUACAUGUCAGGUCCCUAAUGUUUAUAGUCAUGAGCCACUGGUUACAGACAGACCAGUGCUGAUAAGUCGAUCUGAGUUAGCCACUUCUAGCCAUUCUGGUCAUUGUUAUUUUUAUGCAACCUUUUUGCUGCAGGUAAAUAAUGCGUGUUCUACUGGUUCCAGUGCACUGUAUUUGGGAAAGCAGUUGAUUGAAGGAGGUAAACAGACAAAUUAAGUUUUGUAAACUUUUUUAAGUUCUUUAAUUUUUAAAUGCAGCAUUAUCAGAGUUGUCAGUUCAUUGAUCAGAAUUGCCAUCUAAAGAUCUAGAGCUGAGUUUAAGUUCUGCUUAACAAGGGUUACUUUCUAGAGUUUUUCUUAUCAGUCAGAGGUCAGAGGCUUGUAAUCCCAGUCAAUUUCAAAAUGAGGCCAAGCUUUUAAAACCAUUUUGUUAAAACAGAGAGCUGAACAGAGACGUGGGGUCAAAAACAGAAAUGAACUUAACUGGAAUUUAACUGGAAUGGUUUCAUAAUUAUGUUCAUGUAGCUCAGUCUUUAAGUCAAUCAGUGAAAGCAGUUUUGGUGUUCUUAAUAUACAACCGUAUUACUGUCAAAACCGAUCACAAUAAUCACAGUAAAGUUCAGGAUACGCAAGCAAACCUCAAAACCACAAUAAUAAUUGCUAUUACCGUUGCUCUUUGCGGUUUAGUUUUCUCGUGCCUUAUUGGCUUAUUUAUCACAACAUAAUAACAUUCCAUAAAUAUUUCUGGUGUUUAUGGUUUUGUGAGUUUCACAGUAAGUAAAUCUCAAUUAUAAAUAACAUACAUGCCAAACCUCCCGGAUUAUCUGGGAGUCUCCCGGAUACGACACCAAUCUCGCGGUCUCCUGUACGGGUCGCUUUAUCUCCCGGAUAAAAUCAUCUUUUGAGCUUUUCUGUGCCUUAGUUUGAAAUUUAGCCCAUUUUUAGCUCAAAACUUGAAUUUUUCUUAUUCAUAACUGUAGUACGGUUUCUGAGGCAUUUUACACCUAUUUAGUCGCUGACAAAGAUUAUUUCUGGCAUCAAAACGAUGAUCGCGAAUUUGGAUAGUAUCUACUUCAUGUAAGACUUGAUAUAAUGUCCUACAUUUCUGGGGUAGGGGGCUAGUGAAAAACAGAGAGUCUCCAGAUUUUAAAUCUCUAGAGGUUGGCAUCUCUGAAAUAAUGAUAAUUUUAUUCUCUUUAUCAUACAUGUACAUCUUUUAAAUGUUGUUUUUAUGUACAGGUAUAUCAGAAUGUGUUCUGGCCUUGGGAUUUGAGAAAAUGGAAAGAGGGUCUUUGGGAACAAAGGUUUGUGGCAGUUUAUACCUUUUAAUCAUACAGCAACUGUUUUUGAUGUAUGUGUUGUGUACUAAAGAGGGAAGCAAUCUUAAUGUGCCUCAGAUAGAGGCCAUUUAUAAGUCUUUGACUCAUGAACAGUCAAGUAUUAUGUAGGCAUGUCUUGUGGGUUUAUGAAAUCCUUGGUAUAGUACUUAAUUUAAAUCAAAGCUCUCCAGAAUUACAGUGUUUUUGUAUUUUGUUUUUGACAAAUAGCCGUUUUAUGUCAUGCAUCAUUUAACAUAUGAGACUUUAAAGUCAUCUGGCAAAAAAACGGGACAGUCAUUAAAGUAGACGAAAACGUUGAAAAAAUAGAGUUUUCUGAAAAGAGACAAAACAGUGACUCUUCCCAGUUGUUUCUGGACUGAUUGGGCAUCCAGUUUAAGGAGUCCUGUUUUUCUACUAGAUGCAUUUUCAUGUCUGAGGUGUUUAACCCUGUUAUCCAUAAUGAUUGUGCGCUCCUUGUCAUUAAUUAAUGCAAUUGUAAAUUUUUUUCUCAUAGUACGGUGACCGGACACCACCAAUGGACAAACACUUGGAGGUGAUGAUUAAUAAAGAAGGACUUGCUGCAGCACCUUUAACACCUCAGAUGUUUGGUAAUGCUGGCAAGGAACACAUGAAAAAAUAUGGUGAGAUAAAUUAUAUGCGUAUCAGGGUGAGAUGAAAAAUAAUAAUGAUAAUAAAAAUGAGGAAGCUGUUGUUCAAUUUUACUAUCCUACACAAGUCAUGUAGCCUGUAGUAUUGGCUUGUUGGACCCCCCUUCUUACUAACAUUUUGUUUUGGCAAAUUUUUGCUUGCCCAUUGGACAACUAAUAAGUUAAAAAAUGCUAGCCUGAUGGGUUGUUCCUUUAUCCCUGGGCCAUCAUACAGCACUUUUGUCACAUCCUGUGUAUGAUAUCAUAGUGAAGCUCUAUACGGCAAGGCUGUGCAUGGCAAAGCAACCCCAUGGGGGGUACUGUAGGAUUUUUUGGAUUUGCCACUGCUAUCCUGGUGAACUUAGCUUGUACCAGACACAAUUUUGCUACCCUAUACAAGACUGAACUCCAUAACCCCUCCUUACUUUAGAAUUGCUAUUUUUCAGAAACUACUGAGGCAAUCUUGGUGGUCCUUUCAGCCAAAAUAUUGCUGUUGUGGUUCACUCUCUUCACUCAGGGAAAGACGGAAAGCUGCAAAAAUCUAGAGCAAAAAUUUAUCUUUUAAAUCAGUGCUCUUGAUCCCCAAGAAAUCAAGGCACUUAACACAUGUACCUACAUGUAUACUUUCGCUGUUCUCAAAUCUUUAUCCAUGUUCUAACAGGAACCAAGCCUGAUCAUUUUGCCAAGAUUGCUUACAAGAACCAUCUUCACUCAGUGGACAACCCGUAAGUAUGAACAAACGAAGACUGUUGCUGGCUAGGCUGUUAAACACCUAAUGACAAUGAUCCCAUUGCUUUCAUCUUUUUACUGCUAGGAUGUAGCAAGCCUUUAGAAACUAGGGGGGUGCAAAGGUUUUAGAUACAUUGUAGCUCAUUGUAUAAUUUGAAAAGCAGAGGGUUUUUGGACUGGUCACUGUAUCUUAAAACCAGAAAAAGUUUCACGUAGCUGCAGAGACAUGAUUGUUUCAAUUUUCUGAGAGAUCAAUUGUUCUUUUCAACUUUUAUUCAUGAAUGUUUUGACUUUUGGGGGCAGAAAACUGGGGGGGGCGUGGUCGGGAGAUUUGAUGAAAAAGUUGGAGACUCCCGGUAAAACCGGGAGAGUUGGCAGGCACGUAGUAAACAUAGUCGUUGAUACGAUAAACUAACAAAACAAGUGAAUGCACUAUAUCAGCUAUGAUAUUAUCAUCUCCACAAUGUUGCAGCUUGUCACAGUUUAGAACAAAGUACAGUUUGGAAGACAUAAAGAACUCUAAAAUGGUAUUUGAUCCACUGACCAAACUACAAUGCUGGUAAGUGAAAAGAAUAUUAUUAUAUAAUGAUAAUGAUAGAGAUAACGAUAACGAUAUUGAUAGUGAUAACGAUAACGAUAACGAUAUUGAUAAUGAUAACGAUAACGAUAACGAUAACUAUAUUGAUAAUGAUAACGAUAACGAUAACUAUAUUGAUAAUGAUAACGAUAACGAUAAUGACCGUGUGCCUGGGAGGCUAUCAAUGCUUCUUGUGCCAGCAUUGCGAAGUGACUUUGUAUGCUGAUGACACGGUCCUGUACUACUUUGCUAAAGAGCCACACCUGUUAGAAGAGGCACUGAAUGAUGAUCUCUUGAAAGUUGCCCAGUGGUUACAUGGAAAUAAGUUAACUUUAAAUCUUACUAAGACGAAAUCCAUGAUUAUAGGCAGUAAUAGGAAACUUGUUGGUAUUUCCUCUUUCACGUUAUCUAUUUUUGACACUGAUAUAAAUUCUGUAAGUAGUUUUAAAUAUUUGGGAGUUAUGUUGUCUUCAACUUUCACAUGGUCCGACCAUAUUGAGUAUAUUUCAUGUAAGGUUAAUAAAAACCUUGGUCUUCUACGUAGGAUUAAGUAUUAUUUACCUUAUGAUGCCCGGUUACUUUUUUAUAAUAGCUUAGUGCUACCUAUUUUUGAUUAUGCUGAUUUAGUCUGGGGUGACAAGGACAAUGUCUCACUUAUGAAGGAAUUGCAAAUUCUCCAAAACAAAGCAGCUAAAUUGAUAUUAGAUAGAUCACCUCACUCCUCAUCCACCGAUGCUUUGAUUGUCUUGAGAUGGCUGAAUCUUGAAGAACGUAGGAAAUGUCAUCGAUGUAUAUAUGCAUACAAGUGUAUUAAUGGCCAACUUAAUCAUUCUUUGGACAUUGUAAGAAAGAGUGAUAUACAUUCCUACAAUACGCGCAAUAACGAUACUAUCAAGCUCCCCAAAAUUAAAUAUAAUUGGGGAAAACAACGUUCGCGGUACCACUGUUUCAAAGACUUUAAUGAAUUAGAGAGAACUGUAAGAAACUCAGCAAGUUUUCCAAUUUUUAAGAAGUGUCUUUUUUCUGCUUUUUAUAAUUGAGUACUUGUAGUGUGUAUGCUUUAAUUAUUUCUGUAACUCGAUUUUAGCUUGAAUUUUUUUUUUUUUUUUUUUUUUUUUUUUUUUUUUGUAUCAUAUAUAUCGAUUUUAGCUUAACUUUUUUAUAUUUUAAUUGUAUUAUAUAAUAUACAUCUCGUAAUUAGGACCUCUAUGUAAACCACUCUUGUGAUGGAGCAUCCUAUUAAAAGAUUGUUAUUAUUAUUAGCAAAUACGUUGACUCUUUUAUAAAACAGGCUUUUUAAAGUGAGAAUUUUUUGUAAAUAGUUAUUUGUAUUUAUUCAUUUAUGACCGCAUCAUAUCAGUCCAACAUCAGAUGGCAGUGCAGCGGCUGUGUUGGCCAGUGCUGAGUUUGUUAAGAAGCACAACUUGCAGGACAAAGCUGUUGAAAUUCUUGGAAUGGAGAUGGCGACUGACCUCAGUAGCACCUUCAACGAAAACAGCUGUAUAAAGCUGGUGAGUGGUUUAACAGUAAAAAGCCGUGAGAAAGAACCUGCAUUUUCCCAAGUUAGCCUACAUAGGCGGCGGAGUAGGGGGACCGUAGUCUCCCUCCCCACGCCCCCCACGUUUUGGUGCCGAAAAACACUUUUACCGAUGUAUUUGACAAUACCGGUGACAUCACGACUUCAGAGCGCACAUUUUCCGCUCUCAGGCGACUCCUGAACUACCUAAGAAGCACAAUGAAGCAGGACCGCCUGAACAACUGCCUACGGAUGCAUUGUCGCAAAUCUAUUACGGACACACUAGACAUUAUGACCCCAGUACGGCCUUCUCUCCGUCUGAAUAGAAUUAACACUGUGUGCCAUACUAUUGAACUGCUCUACCCCAGGUAGGCAGCUUUAGAUUCUGUUGAUGUGACGGUGGGAAUCCUAAAUUAUUGACUUGAAUUGCAGGUUGGUUAUGACAUGACUAAAACAGCUGCCAAGAAAUUGUUUCAGAAAACUGGUAGGCUUGUUAGACACGUAUUGCUCAUAGAAACAGUCUGACCUCUCGUUACACAAUAAUAUUGUAAGCUUUUGUUCGGAAGCACGUGUUCGUCUGUUAGCGUGCAACAGAAUUAAGAGCCGAACGAAUCGGUGCGGUUGAAUCGUCAAGGUUGAUGAAAUGUGUUGGUCAUUUGUCUCAGCUCCAUCAGAAGAGAUUUUCCCAAAGUUUCUCUUACUACAACCGGACUAGCCUCCCACGCAGGCGUUUUUAGGGGAGCUCGUAUUUCUUCCCUCCUGUGGGGAGGGAAGAAAUACGAGCUCCCCUAAAAACGCCUGCGUGGGAGGCUACAACCGGACAUGCCACUAGCGAAAAAAAGCAGACUUAACUUCACAAUGGAACCUCGAAGAAUGGUAAAAUGUAGCAGGGACUUACCAAAGCCUUUUGAAUCACAAACCAGUUUAUCUGAGAAAGCUCUGAUUAUAUACGUUGUACUUUAUUUACCAAGGCAUUACACCCAAUGAUGUCCAAGUAGUAGAGCUGCAUGACUGUUUCUCUGUCAACGAGCUGCUUACGUAUGAAGGACUUGGAUUGUGUGCUGAAGGUAAGUCUGUAUUUGUUGUCGUAAAAAUCUCUGUUUCACAUCGAUAAUUAGAGUGGCAUUUAUUGAUUUAAUAUUUUCUCCUUUUCUUUUCUUUUUUUUUUUGUGGAGAAAGGAGAAUUUAACGUUGGGCCAAGGGACUGGCAAUGUUUGUUUGCUAUUACGAGGUUUCGUUAUAUCAAGGUUCUUUUCCAUAUACCAUUGCUGGGUAAAGAAAAUUGCUCGUUGUAACGCGGGUUUCGAUAUAUGGAGGUUCGUUAUAUCGAGGUUCAACUGUACCUAGUAUUGAAACGUCAUGCAGUAGGACUGCCACCGCCCCAGGCUUCGCUCGUGAGAGUGGAAGACUGGAACGAGGUCUCAGUGCUUGUUUGUCUUGAAGAGCUUAAUCUGGCGGGCAUCAGCUUUAGGUUGCUAAACUAAAAGGGAGCAUCUGCCUAAUUGGUCAAGCAUUUAUUUAAAGACAUGGGAUGGUUAUUAUUUCUGGAAUUCGUUUUAGUGCCCAUGGCCUCUAUCCAGUUAAUGAGCUAUUCUUCUUAAUACUAGGUUUACGGAGCUUAAGCAACGACGACGCGACUAGAACGGCUAAAAAGCAAUAGGUUGAGAUUAGCUAAACAACUUUGCACGUGCAUCACGCGUUUUAGUACAUUUCUUUGCCUUCGUUACACGACUACGACGUGAAACGGCCUAACUUCACGUUUUGUGUGGGACGUGAACACAAGACGACGGUUUUCUUUUCCUUUUCCUGAACUUUGAUACAGUCCUUAAGAAUUAAUCUCCAGAAAAAUUCGCCAAAAUUUGUCGAAUUGAACAAAGUGGAGUAAACACGUUUGAAGCAGCAUGAAUUCACUUAAUAAGCUUUUUUUGUAGCCGUCGCCAUAGUUGUUGCUCUCUUUGAGGUUCCAGAAAGUGGAACAUUAUUUGAGUUUUAAAGGCGCAAACCUUAUUUUUGUUGUUGUUGUACGUAUGUAAUAUUUCAGGACAAGGAGGACAAUUAGUGGAGAGAGGAGACACCACUUACGGUGGAAAAUGGGUUGUAAAUCCCAGUGGAGGACUCAUUUCCAAAGGACACCCUCUAGGGGCCACAGGUAAAGGAAGAAAAAAGCCAAUCAAUGCCUUGAAAUCGGUUUUCACCUUGAAACAUAAGCAGGGUUCGCAAAUACGCCAAAUUUGGCGUAUUUUACGCCAAAAUUGUUCAGAUGACUCCACAGAGGUUACGGAGGGAGUCACUUCGACUUCAGAAAUUUUCGGUAACAAACAGGGGGCCACUUCGACUCCAGAAAUUUUCGGUAACACACACAGUUUUGUCCCUACCUUUUUCGCAACAAAUGCAAUCUACGUUAAUUGUAAACGUUGCAAACCUUAAUUAAAUCAUCAAAAUUAAAGAAUGAUACUGCACGACAAAACAGGAAGAGGGUAAAUUACGAUACAGUUUACUCGAUGACCGCCAUCAUGGAUUUGAGCUUUCUAGGUCAGUGGACCCCCACAGCUACACCGUGUAUCCAUCACGAUAGUUAUUCAUGCCAGGACCACGUGCUGUAAAGUCUGAAAAUGGCUUUUUCCGUUGUGAUACUUGACUCCAAAUUUUCCAAAAUGACUCCAAAAUUUGUGAAGCGGAAGUCACAGUGACUCCACUCAUCAAUAAAAUUUGCAAUCCCUGAUAAGGUAAUAUUUAAGGAAAAGCAUCACGGCCCCGGUGUAUGUGGGGGUGGGGGAGAGGGGUACUCCCUAUAAUGGUCUUUACGAGGAGGCUCUACCCGAAAGUGUUAAUUAGUGGAUUAAGUAUUUGAAUGGUAGGGAAAUCUGUGUUUUCAGUCUAAUAAAAGGGCCAAAAGGGUUAACAGAUACAUUUUUGUAUUUUAUGGUUCUGGUUUUGUGAUUUGUCCAUACCGUAGGGAAAAGGGGUUGGACCGUGGGGCGAAUCCUUCCGUUAUAAAACCCUGUGGAGUCCCCCCCUCCCCCGUUUGAACAAGGUCCAUUUAUGAGUAGCUCAAAAGCUGUUGGCACAUUGGUAACGUAAUGUUUUAUUUAGGUCUUGCUCAAUGUACAGAGCUUUGCCGCCAGCUUCGUGGUGAAUGUGGAAAGAGGCAGGUUCCCGGAGCAAGAAUAGCAUUACAACAUAACCUUGGGCUCGGAGGAGCUGUUGUUGUGGCCUUGUACCGACUUGGAUUUCCCAAUCAGAGAAGGUAUGGGACAGUUGUUAUUCUUUAUUUCGUGUGAAAAGUAAGUUGCUUUUUGCGUUUGUGUGUUGACGUUAGGCUUAAAAAAUUCCUUCAUCAUCAUCAUCAUCAUCAUCGGUUGACUGAAGAGCAGUCGACUGUAAGGCAUCUUCAACCGGCAGGGUCUUGGGCAUUGCCCACAAUGUGGUCCUCUGAGAAAUGUUCAUUCGGGUCGAUCCAUUCCCCGACUUGACUGGAAAAGGAAUUCUGUUGUCUUCCUGGGAGUCUUUUCCCAUAGGAGGGCUCAUAUAACGCGAAGAUGUUGGCAGGUUCAUCGUUGUCCACGCAUAAAAUGUGGUCAUGGAACUUAAGCUUCCUUAUUGAAGUGAAUCACCAUCAGUGUCAUGGUGAUUGUUUUCCUGAUAAAUAACUUUUACAGGAUAGAUGAUUCUUUUGUGGAUUUAAAGAAAAAUCCGCAAAAAACUGAAUCACCAUGACGUCGAUGGUGGUGCACUUUUUUUUUAAACUUUGUAGGAAUGGAGGCGAACGGCCUCUGUUGCAACCUCGUUCGUUUCCAGGGUCCUGUCCUGCUCGUCCCCCGGAGUGGAACGCUCCCUCGCUCUAGAGGACGAGUAGGAGAGGAGCCUGGGAAUGAGGCUGCCUCUUUCCGGUGACUCUUGGUUCAGUUCUCAUAUCAGAACAACUUUCCAGGCAGGAACGGCGGCCAUGUUGCAGCUUGUUCGGCGUCACAGGGGAACCAGGCUUAACUUAUUAUGAACUUGAAUUGUAGGUUUCGUCCUGUACCUUCGUACACUUCUGCUGUAACAAAAGACGAUUUUAAGGCGGCAGCCAUUUUUGAGGAGAUGGAGAAGACAUUAAAAAGGGUAAGAUGAAAGUGAAGACGCACGUACGAGCUGGUUGUUGUUGUCUUUCUUUUUCUGAGACAAGCAGGCUAUAACAUUUAGUAUAACAUCCACCUUUUUGUUAUUGCUACAAUGUAUGUAAAUAACGCUUUUUUUCUAGAAAACUACGCUAAAACCUGAUCUUUUGACUCUUAGAUAUCAGUUUCAAUAUGAUAAUAGUUUGUGUAGCUUUUUUGCCAAUAUUUCAAGUGGACUUAAGCUGAUUGGAACUUGACAUACCUGUUUGUCGUCUGUGUCAGACGCUUAACCUCAGUCGGUAUUGUUUGCGGCUAAAUUUCCAAAGCUGGUUCUGGAGGCUGGUUUACAAGGUGGAAAGGAGAGCCUUUCUUUCACUUGUUCCAUUUUGACCCGAUUUUGGUGAUAAGGGUUAUACCUCAGGCGCGGAUCUAGGAUAAAUACUGAGCGAUUUUCCUAAACGAGCGCCGAGGGAGCAAGCUUCUAGGGGAGCCCGGGGGCAUGUACCCUCGGGAAUUUUUUGGAUAUUAACUCCCUAAAGUUCCCUUUCCGGGGUUUCUGAUUCAUUGAGUGGGGAUUAAAUGCCCGGAAAUUGGAAAAAGAAAACAUUUGUCCAGACCAUUUUCCAGAUUUUUACUUGGAAAGCUCUAUUAUUGUUAAAAAUAUGUUUAUUAUGAAAAAUCUGACCGAUUUUCGUAAAACGGUGGAAACUGAUGUGGAUCCGGUGUUGUGGUUACGCAAGUAACUGCGUCAAAACCAAUUUUAUUUUUUACUCUUUCUUUCUCUUUUUCUCAAUUCUUAUGUUAAACUAGGAGGGUGCUAAGCUAGUGAAGAAGAUCAAGGGGAUUUUCAAAUUUGUCAUUAAGAAUUCAAACGGACAAGAGGCGUGGUGGAUUGUGGAUGCUAAGAAUGGAGACGGCUCUUUAAAAUUUAUGGCGUCAGGUAAACGAUUUGUAGCGAGGGACUUUUAAAAGUAAUUAUUGUUAUUAUUAUUAUUAGAAUAAUUUGAAAUUUUUGGGGAAAUGUGCUCCUAGUUGGAUUUAGCCCCUUUCUGCUUUGCUAAAAACGUUCAUUUUGAUUAACGGGACUCCAGGCCGGAUUGCAGUGGCGUUGCCACGGAGUUUCGCUCAUUUCGCUUUGCUUUUAAAAUACAUACCAGUAUAUGGGAGGUACCUUCUUCCCUGCUCGAAGUGCUUUGUCCAUAAGGCCACGUUGCCCACGUUAUUGAAGGAGUAAAGAAUUACUAAUUUUAGUUGGUAUAUUUCUCAGUACCGAAAUCAUCAUUCUUUUUCAUGACUUAUAAUGAAGUCGAAUAAAGAAAUACAUAAAGGAUAGGCACGGGCUAGUUUUACGUAAUAGAGUUGAAACCGGGCUAUUUUAUUGCGGAUAUCCCAGAGAGAAUAGUGAUUCCUAUCGUUUUCCUUUUCAGCAGCUCACAUUCUAUUUUACUAAGAUUAGAAGUUAGUUUUUUCGAGGUGAAUGUCAUCUACAUAUUUUAAAAAUUUACUUUGCAGACAAAGCUGAUUGUAUAGUGACCAUAAGCGAUGAAGAUUUUGUGCAGUUGAUGAGCGGAAAAUUGAAUCCACAAACAGUACGUAUCAUUUAUAGAAUAUAUCUAGCCAUUAUCUCUUGAUCCAGAUAACCUAUCGUGAGCAAUGAUUUUUUCUAAUACCCCCCUACACACCCGCCUACAGAGGCUUAAAGAUCGAUUAGGAUAGAGCAGCAGUGUUAACAACGAAAAGAGUUAAAUCAGUUCCCUUGGAGUGCAAUUCAGAAGAUGCAAUUCCAGGGGGAAAUAUCACUAGCAAGUGUCUUUUUUAAGUUUGUAGACUGAACAUAGUUCCUGUAAAAUUGUUUCCUUCAUCCUUACCUUUCAGUUGGAAGGGGACGUAAUAGAACCCGUCACAUUGUUUAAAAAAGUAGGGAGCUUUACAAACGACAGCGGCGACAGGAACGAGAACGUCAAAAAAGCAAUAGGUUUAGAUAAGCAAAACAACAACUCUGCACGUGCAUCACGCUUUUUUUGUACAUUUCUUUGCCUUCACUGCACGACCACGACGUGAAAAUGCCUAAUUUGACGUGUUAAGGAGGACGUAGACAAGCGACGACGAAUUUUUCUUUCUCUUUCUAAACUUGAGUGUUAAAAGUCCCCAAGAAACUGAUUUCCGGGAAAUACGCCUGCACUUUGAAUGAACGCGACAAAGUUUGAAAAAACGCGAAUUCAUUUUAAAAGUGACGUUUUUCCUACCGUCGCCGUCGUGGAUGCUAAAGCUCCCUGGGAUUGAGUCCCUGGAGUCAAGGUCUUUCUGACUUGUGCCAUCAUUUGUCGGGGUGGGUGAGAUGAUAUCAUACAUGGACUGAAGCGGCAGCAUAGUACAUGCUGACGUCCGAUCUCACCUCUCUGGUUCCUCCGCAAUUUAGCCACGGGCUGCGAUUUGACCGCACCCCGGUUAGCUCAAUUGGAUAAACACCGGUCCGAACCCCGGCCAGGCCAACACUCAGGGCCUUUAAAUAAGUGAGAAGAAAGUGCUACCUUUGUUAAGACAUCUGCAAACGGUAGGCCCCUCUCACAACCCUUGCACAUUUAAAUUCUGUGGGACGUUGAAAGAACCCACGCACUGUCCGGAAAGAGUAGGGGACAUAGUUCCCAGCGUUGUGGCGUCUCUCUUACCGGGGGGGCGGGGACUGUUAUGGGUCCCACUAAAUGGCUCCACGCGCUGUUGCGGUAACCCUGCCAAGAAUUGGCGAACUAAAGUAAAUAACUAAGCUGACACCGUCUACUCUUCUUUUUCAUUCUACCCUUUCAAGUUGAAGAUGUAAAACUGAGCUGUUUGUCUGUCACUCUGAAUCUUGUCCUCUUCCGAAAUUCUGCCGUUCGAUAAUUCAAUAUGUAAUAAGCAUACAACGUGACGACCCAUUUAUUUUUCUGUUCAGUCUACAGCUAACAAUCGAUGAUGAAGCUCUUAUUUAUUGGUAGCUUGCGAACACAGCCGUUUCUUUUCGCUCCUUGCCGCUUGGGACGUUUCGCGGAAGAGACGUCUGCAAUUCGGCCCCCAAAAUUCCUGCCCUGCACGGUGCCAGAGAAUUCCGCUUUCAAACUAUUUUUGGCAGAUCCAUGGGGUUUGCAUUUGAUCGUUGUGACUUCUUGUCUUUUAUCUGUCAUUCUUAAGCAACAAAUAAAAUUACUACGUCGACCAAUCAGAGCUCGUUAAUCAGAUUCCGGGCGUUAUUGAACUUUUGAGGCCGAAUCGUGAAACGUCUCCCGCGAAACGUCUCCAGCGGCGAGGACCGAGGCGAGCGGGCUGUAUUAGCAGGCUAAUUUAUUACCAGACAUAGUUAAUCGAUAAACCAAUAAUCGAUAUAAAUCAAUAGUAAUAGAUAUCAAUCAUCGAUGAAUAUCGAUUUCCGAUAUCGAUCGAUAGAAAUCGAUAAAGAAAAACAGUUGUGAUUUCGAUUAAUGUGGAUGAUUUUCCGAUAGAAAUCGAUAAGAUUUUUUAUCGAUUACUAUCGAUUCCUAUCUCUUGUUAUCGAUUUUGUUAAUCGAUAAUUGAUAAAUUAUUUUUUUUCUGUGAAUUCGAUUUCUAUCGAUUUCCGAUAUCAAUCGAUAUUAUCGGCGGAUUAAUUCGAUUAAUAUCGAUGAUUUAGAUUGAUUUCCGAGAUCGAUUUUUAUUGAUUAACUACGUCUGGUUUAUUAGAAACGCUUGAAUUUGGAGUAUUACUAUUAUAACAAACGGCUCCCUUUUUCCUAUCAGGCAUUUUUCAAAGGCAAGCUUAAGAUCAAAGGGAACAUGGGUCUGGCAAUGAAACUGAGAGAAAUUCAACCUAAGGCUGGAAAGUCCAAGCUGUAG
This is a messenger RNA of Porites lobata, 16178 nucleotides long. Lineage: Eukaryota; Metazoa; Cnidaria; Anthozoa; Scleractinia; Poritidae. The record is from the annotation of a GenBank genome assembly.